Diabrotica virgifera virgifera (western corn rootworm) is the source of this 1119-nucleotide messenger RNA. RefSeq lists its product as uncharacterized. The coding region runs from base 814 to 1119 and encodes 101 amino acids. The transcript has 2 exons. Lineage: Eukaryota; Metazoa; Arthropoda; Insecta; Coleoptera; Chrysomelidae. The record is from RefSeq and is a predicted model, not a curated record.
UUGUUUCCUUCGUUUCCUAUUUGAGCGUCUAUUUUCCUGUCGUCAGUUUACUCCCUACCUAGGUAUUCAUAGGUUGAUACUUUUUUUAAUGUUAUCUGAUUGCACUUUAUUUCUCUGUUGUUCAGGCCGUCCUUGUUAUUUAUUAUCAUUGUUUUGGUUAUCUCUUAAGCUUUCGUUUCAUUUUUCUGUAUGCCUUACACCUUAUUACUAUUAAUCCAUAUCAUGUGUUCCUUUUUUUGUUCUUCAGUUUUACUACAUACAUCCUUCCUGGCUCUUGGCAUUUGAACACUUCAACAAAAAAAAUUAUAGACAUCAAUUAUUUCAAUCCUAUUCUUUAAUUAAUGUAUGGUAUUAUAUCUCUGUUAUUUGUAGUCUAAAAUCAAUCAUACAAACAAAUAUUUGCAUACAUAUUAUACAUAUAAUAAUUACAUACAAUUGAACACAUCUAAGAUGAACGGAAUUAUCAAUCAGUAGCCUCUGUCCUCCAUAAAUACUGAAAAUGAAAAUAUUAUUUUUUAAGGUCUACUGUCCUUGAGUGACUUAUUGAAAUUUGAAUUGCCCGCCAAAAGUGACAUUUUUCUCAGCCAAAAUUUGGCAACACUGUAUUCCAUCAGGGCGAGUUUUAGCCGCAGCUUAAAAAGCAAUGAACAGACUGCUGCGAUUUAAUCGGUGCGUCGACGACACGAUUUUUCUCGCAAUAUAAGCGACAGCGUUUUUUCAUGUGAUGAACACAUUGCUGCGAUUAUUCGUCGUGACGACGACGUGUUUUUUGUCAUUGAUCACGUUGAACCGAUCACAACAACAUAGUCUAGAAUGGAUUCUUCGGAAUCGGAGGAAGAUUUGAUCUUGCUGGUAGCUUUAGCAGACGAGGAGGAUCAAAGAAAAAGAAAAAUUUGGACUCAUGAGAUAAAUUUGGAAAGACAUCAAAAAGGAGAAUUUCAUACGUUAGUAGUGCCACAACUUCGAAAUGACGAAAAACGUUUUUAUAAAUACUUCAGAAUGAAAAUUGCUUAUUUUGAUGAAAUUGUAAACUUAAUAAGGGAAGAUAUUUCUGAGCUUGAUAUCAAUUUUCGUGAAUCUAUUUCAGCGGAAGAAAGACUAGCCAUUACUUUGAGGUAA